Adelges cooleyi (spruce gall adelgid) is the source of this 507-nucleotide messenger RNA. RefSeq lists its product as uncharacterized. Bases 1 to 402 code for a protein of 133 amino acids. Lineage: Eukaryota; Metazoa; Arthropoda; Insecta; Hemiptera; Adelgidae. The record is from RefSeq and is a predicted model, not a curated record. The transcript is spliced from 5 exons.
AUGAAACCAAUAAUAUUUGUUUUGUCACAGAGACAUAGUGAAGAAGAGAUUGACAAGCUGCUUCCAAAUUACCAAAUUUUUAGAGAAGCUUUCGUAGAUAUAAUAUGGAAUUCUUUUAAUAAACUGUUCCAACACAAAGAAGAAAUUUUAGAAGUACUCAAAACUAUUGGCCAUAACGAAAGUUUACCAAUUGAAUCGACGGAGUACCGAAAAAUACUAAAAAUGUUGGCGGCUACGGCAAGGAUGGCAAAUAUAUACAAGAAUUUUCGUUCAACAAACGACAAAGAAGAUUUUUUUGAAUAUUUAAGUAAAAGUCCACUGUUUGGAGAUCCAUCUGGUACUCUAAUAACUGAGAAAAAUACUACACUCAGCAAUAAAUUCAAGGCAUUAUUUAUUUGUUGAAACAUUUAACGUUUUUGAGUAUGUACUAAUAAUUUAUAAAGUUUUUAGUAAUUUUUUGUUUAUUGCAAGCUAAAAACAUAUUUAAAAAAUCUAAACUUGUUUCAC